Coffea eugenioides is the source of this 546-nucleotide messenger RNA. RefSeq names its product tropinone reductase 1-like. Lineage: Eukaryota; Viridiplantae; Streptophyta; Magnoliopsida; Gentianales; Rubiaceae. Gene Ontology annotation, molecular function: oxidoreductase activity. Bases 1 to 546 code for a protein of 181 amino acids. The transcript is spliced from 3 exons. The record is from RefSeq and is a predicted model, not a curated record.
AUGCAGGCUCAGGUUAACAAUGCUGCAAGCGUCAUAGUUAAACGAGCUGAAAAUUCUACUUGGGAAGAUCAUUCAUUUUUGAUGGGUGCAAAUAUCGAGUCACCUUUUCAUCUGAGCCAACUAGCAUACCCUCUGCUAAAAGCGUCAGAAAUUGGAAAUAUCGUAUUUAUCGCCUCCGUGGCUGGUCGGACGGCACUGCCGGGGGUUUCAAUAUAUGCAGCGACCAAAGGAUUUGGCGUGUCAAGAAUUUGGCGUGUGAAUGGGCAAAGGAUAAUAUUCUCGUCAACACUGUUGCACCGUGGGCUGUUCGAACCAAAUUAUCCACAAAUUUCUUCAUUGUUAAACUUGCAGCGAACUUGGAGGGAGGAGCUUGAUCAAUCUCUGGCGGGUAAGUACCCCCCAUUGCUGAGUCGAACUCCUCUCCGUCAAUUUGCAGAAGCUGAUGAGAUUUCACCGCUAGUGGCGUUCCUUUGCCUUCCUGCCGCCUCAUAUAUUACUGGGCAGGUUAUUUACGUCGAUGGAGGAUUCACAGCCGGUACAUCCUAG